This is a messenger RNA of Anopheles bellator, 1787 nucleotides long. RefSeq names its product spore coat protein SP96. NCBI's taxonomy places the organism in Eukaryota, Metazoa, Arthropoda, Insecta, Diptera, Culicidae. The record is from RefSeq and is a predicted model, not a curated record. The coding region runs from base 232 to 1290 and encodes 352 amino acids. The transcript has a single exon.
CAUCGCCCGAACUGUGUGUGAAGGUGCGGUGCUGCGAGCAAGCAACUGGCUUCCGUAGUGAGAAAUGAGAAAAAAUGAUAAAACUGGUGCUGAGGUUGGCAAACAAGAAAAAUUAUCUUCCUAACAUACUACAGUAUGCCAGUGAAGUGGUGGUGCCCAAACUCGCAGUGAUACCACGCAGUACGAGUCAGUGGCAUUGAAGCCAACGCAUCAACAAUCACCAUUCGCACCAUGGUUCCGAACGGAGGAUACGCACUGUCCAUCGUAAUAAUGGCCAUCUGCCAGGGUGGUGCCCUAUCAUCAGACAAUGCCAGCGUAAUGCACGGUGGGGUUGCGUCGGCCAAUGCGAGUGCAGCAGUCGCGGAAAUCAUUGGUGCCCUGUCGGUCCCGUCCCCGGAACAGAAGAACGACAACGUAGUGCCCAUUCCCGAGCACCACCAGUACGAUCGUUCGCAGCGCAUUGUGCCACGGAAGGGCGUCAUAAACGAUAUCACGCGGAUAGGGACCGCUCCGCACUACGAAAUCAACGGCUCAGGCCAGCACACAGGCACGGCGGUGUCCGCGGUACCGAAACCAGAAGUCCGUGCAGCCACAACGGUAGCGCAGCACUCGUCUCCGACUGCCGCUGCCGCCAACCACACCAACGUUACAAAAGGUGAGCCACCGUUGGGGAACUCCGCUUCGGGUCACUCGAUCACCAACAGCUCGGCCGGUGCGUUACCCACGUCUGCACCGGGCACAGUGGCACCGCCGGUCAAACUGUCCCCGGCGACGUCUGCACCAUCGGUGCACACCGCGGUGCCGCCAGCAGUGACCGCCUCUGCAUCGAACCGGACCGUCACUGCACCACCUUCCCCCGUAACGACAAUCAAAACGUCGACAAUGUCAACCACGUCGACAACAGCGCUGCCGAGAACGACAACGACAGCGGCUCCUUCGAAACCUCCAAAGAAGCCAAAAAUUGUGUUUUCCGUCGAGGACGAGCCGAAGUUGCUGCACGCUGCCAAAACUAGCUACUUCGUGUCGCCGUACGAUCCCGUCGACAGUGAGGACCGGCACCGGGUAGACGAGCCGCUGGCCCAGCUCUCGCAAGAAUACAUUCCGCAGCAGGGCGGAAGCGGCUUGCCGAACGAGCACCGUGAGUACAUCCUGCCGAUCGUGACGCUCAUCUUCGUUAUCCCGCUGCUGUUGGGACUGUUCCUGCUGUCGUACCGGCGGGCCAAGGAGUUCUGGCUCACGCGCCACUACCGGCGCAUGGAUUUUCUCAUCGACGGCAUGUACAACUACUGAGAAAUCCCGUUGACGGAACGUGAGAAAGUGCCUUGCCGGGAAAUGCCGUUCGUUAGCCGCACCACCCAUUCUCCACGGUACGCGCGUGAUCCUCGCGUAUCAAUCAUCCCCAGGAUCGUAAGUUUAGUGAAACAUCGCGCUGUAAAUUUAAAAUCUAAGUAAUCCUGUUGCGCCGUGCGUCGUUGUAUGUAAUCCAUUGUGUAUAAGGCCCGCAAGUUACGGGUGAUUGAUUUUUUGACCCCCUUGUCGGUCGGUGUUACAAAGAGAAAGUUACACUCGUCUCUAGGUGAGGUUUUUUUUUAGCUCUUUUCCUACGGAAUGUUUUUUCCUUUUUAGUAUCCUUUCUUUUUAUCCGCAUAUAAAACUAUCAAAUAGACGACAAGCAAUAUUCACAAGUUCUUGUGUGCCUUCGCUUUCGCUUGGUAAUAUCACCUCAGCAGCAGGAAAGCUGCGAACUGCGAACUGCGCGACCGCGCGAUCCUACUGAUCGGGGUACG